UAAUUUGUUACACAAACUUUGAAAAUUUUACUUGCUUCUAAAAAAAGAAAUAAAUUUCACAUUUUAAUAAUUUACGAUAAGGCUCUAACGUCGAAACAAGUAAAACAAGCAGAAAAAAUGGUAUCUAAAAUUUUGCAUCAAUGUUCAUAUUUCAAAAUCUAAAUUAAAUUAGACAUUUAUUAUAAAAUUUACAAUACUAUUUACUUAAGUGUUAUUUCAUUUAUCUUCUUUAUAAAAUUAAAUCAUGAAAUGACAAAUGAAUGCAAACCGACGACACAUCUAUCAUUAUAGUUAUAAGCUAUCGAAUCAAAAUUGCAUACAAAAAUCUAUAAUAAAUAAUUUAUUAUACUACAGAACUUUGUAAUCUUUCAAGAAUAAAGCUUAUAUUCAGUUAAUUUUAUUAUAUUAUCCAGCUGUUUUUUGACAUACGUGAAAUUUAUGGAUGUUACAUAUUAAUAUAUCAUGCUUAUACUUGGAAAAUAAAUGUUGCUUAUAUAAAAAACAUAGCUAGCUUAAGAAAAUAAUUAUAUAUGUAGAAAAUAUUUUAUUCAAAGUAAAAACGAUGUGCAACCAUGGAUAAUGUAAUCUUUGACGUCAAAGUUCAAUUGAUCAAUUAAAGUUAAUUUUAUGAUUGACACAUAUCUCAGUUAUGCAUUCUCCUGUUUUGUCAGAGUUUUCGCAAUUAUCGCUAAACGCUACGCUGUGUUCAAGUUAAUAUAAUCCAAUUUUUAAACAUUAUCAUUUCACAACAAUUAUGCAAACUUUAAUAUUAAAUUAUAUCAAAUAUUAAAUAAUAUUAAAUUGUCGUCAUUUCUAUGAAAUUUGUUUGAAGAAUAGAUACGAUCUACAAACAACACAAUUACUCAUCUUAUCAUUAGUAAUAAUUACGUUAAUCAUUAGUAAUAACAAAUUGUCAAAAAAAUCAUCAUUAAAAAAAUUGCAACAAUAAAUUAUGGGAAAAUAUCAACAAGCAUCGAUAUUGACCAAAGAUAGCAUUAAAAAUCCAAGUACAAGAUUAAAUAAACCAUUUUUUUUGCUGUAAUUGUAUUCUUGGAAUGGAAUUGUGUGAGAUGUUUUUUUGUCUCUCUCGUCACGGCGUUGCAUCGUACAUUGCACGAUAAUUCUUACUGUUUGUGUUUGUGUGAUGGACAUUUACGCAUACAGUGACACCUGGAAAACAUGAACCUGAAUGCAGGUAUAUAUUCCAGGCAAACAUUCAGAUUCUCUAUUAUAGCGCCCCACUUGAUACGUUCAAUAACCAAUUGGAUAUGACUGCAAAUAAUCCGACGCUCUUUUACCUUCUCAGUGCCGUCGUUGUAAUCGUUCCGUUGCAGUCGGGCGGACAACUGUCACCGAAACGAUACCGCAGUAUUUACGGCAAUGACAUUGGCGGACACGAGUUAGAAAAUAUAUUAGAGCUAGGCUUCGGAGCCCUAAACUUCGUGCAGCAGGGCCAACGUUAUAUGAGUCAAGAGAUAUCAGAUACAAUUCCACAGUUCGGAGCCGUGUAUGACUUCAUAGUAGUCGGCGCCGGCACGGCCGGUGCUACGAUAGCUGCGAGACUGAGCGAGAUUCAUCAAGUUAAAAUAUUGUUGAUCGAAGCUGGAUCUAACGAGAAUUUGCUCAUGGACAUUCCGCUUCUCGUUCACAUGCUGCAACUAAGCAAUGAUAUUAAUUGGAAAUACAGAACAAAAUCUUCCGACAGAUACUGCCUCGGCAUGAAUAAUAAAAGAUGUAAUUGGCCUAGAGGCAAAGUAACGGGCGGUAGCAGUGUACUAAACUACAUGAUUGCAACUAGAGGCGGCGCUGAAGAUUAUGACCGAUGGGCUCAGAUGGGAAAUGAAGGCUGGGCUUACAAAGACGUUCUCAAAUAUUUUAAAAAGUUGGAAACAAUCAAUAUCCCAGAACUGCAAUCGGACAAUAUUUAUCACGGUACUCAAGGACCAUUAUUUAUCUCUUAUCCAUCAUUUCAUACGCUACUGGCAGAAGCUUUUUUAAAAGCUGGAGAGGAGCUGGGGUAUCCACUGUUGGAUUAUAACGGGAAAAAUAUGAUAGGAUUCUCGUAUGUUCAGAGCACAACUGUAAAUGGUACUCGCAUGAGUAGCAAUAAAGCAUAUCUACAUCCCGCAAGAAAUCGCCGGAACCUUCACUUGACACGCGAAAGUAUGGUGAGGAAAGUGCUAAUCGAUCGUCGCACGAAUCGGGCAAUUGGCGUAGAGUUUAUCAAACAUAAUCAAAUUAUCCACGUAUUUGCAAGCAAAGAAGUGAUUUUGUGCGCGGGUGCAAUUGGAACACCACAAUUAUUAAUGCUGUCCGGCAUCGGACCGGCUAAACAUCUUAGCGAGCUCGGGAUCGACAUUGUUCAGGAUUCACCAGUUGGCGAAAAUCUGAUGGAUCAUGUAUCUUUUGGAGGAUUAACGUGGACAGUAGAUGAGCCGGUAAGUAUCAAAAUGUUCGACGUCAUAAAUCCCGUUAAUCCAUAUAUAAGGGAUUUUCUAACACGAAGAUCAGGACCACUUACGGUCCCGGGUGCAUGUGAGGCUCUCGCUUUUAUCGACACCAAAAAUUUAAAAAACCGUGACGGUUUGCCGGACAUUGAACUGUUAUUUAUCGGUGGUGGAUUUAAAGGAGAUCUUGUUGUUCCGAUCGUAAUGGGUUUCAACAAUCAAAUGCGUCAGAUGUGGAGUAAAUAUAACAACAAUCACGGUUGGACCAUACUACCGAUGUUAUUAAAACCAAAAAGCCGUGGACAGAUAAAACUAUUAGCCAAUGAUAUUAAUGUUAAACCCGAGAUCAUUGCGAAUUACUUCGACGAUCCAGAAGAUGUCAAAACGAUGAUUGCUGGUAUUAGAGCUGCAAUAAGUAUCGGUCAAACAAAAACUAUGCAAAUAUUUGGUUCGCGACUAUUAAACGAUACUUUACCCGGAUGCGAAAAUUACAAGUAUGACUCCGAUGACUAUUGGGAGUGCGCGGUAAGGACGGCGUCUGUCACCAUCUAUCACUAUUCUGGUACUUGCAAGAUGGGAUCGAGAAAAGAUCCGACUGCUGUUGUCGAUCCUAGAUUAAAGGUAAUUGGUGUUCAAGGACUACGAGUAGCAGACGGUUCUAUCAUGCCCGAGAUUAUAUCGGCGCACACAAACAUACCUGUCUAUAUGAUUGCCGAAAAACUGGCAGAUAUGGUGAAAGAAGAUUGGAAAUACUUGAACAAGUCGUAAACGUAAUUUAUGAUACCGUAUCAACAAAAAACUUUCAAUCGAUAUAACUUCAAUAAAGAUAUUUAUUUACAAUGUAUAAAAAUAAAAAUUUAAAUAAGUUUUUAGGAAACAGACAUUGUAAAAUACUUCUACAAUCUUUACAAAACGAUUAAUGUUUAGCAAAAUAAAAUAAUAUCUUUCUAAAUUUAA
This is a messenger RNA of Monomorium pharaonis (pharaoh ant), 3404 nucleotides long. Its product is annotated as glucose dehydrogenase [FAD, quinone]. The transcript has 2 exons. Lineage: Eukaryota; Metazoa; Arthropoda; Insecta; Hymenoptera; Formicidae. Gene Ontology annotation, molecular function: flavin adenine dinucleotide binding; oxidoreductase activity, acting on CH-OH group of donors. The record is from RefSeq and is a predicted model, not a curated record. The coding region runs from base 1269 to 3215 and encodes 648 amino acids.